AUUAUCAUUCAUUUCAAAGCUUUUGAAGUUAAAUCAUUUCGUUCUUAAAAAAACAAAAAAUCAGUCAAAUGGCUUUCAUUAAAUCUUUCGUUGUUCUUGCCAUCCUCGGAGUUGCUUCAGCUUCAAUUCUUCCUGCUGCUUAUAUCGCUGGAGACCAUCAUGGAGAUUACUACUCACACCCAAAAUACUCUUUCAACUAUGGAGUUCAUGAUGGUUUGACUGGUGAUGUUAAGUCACAAAGCGAAGUCCGUGAUGGUGGAGUCGUAAAAGGACAAUACUCUUUGGUCGAACCUGAUGGUUCAGUCAGAACUGUUGAUUACACUGCUGACGAUGUUCACGGAUUCAACGCUGUUGUUUCUAAAUCAGCUCCAACAGUUCACGCUAAGGUUGUAGCUCCAAUUGCACACCACGCACCAGCUGUCGCUUAUGCUGCAGGUCGUCAGCGAAUACGAAGUCCAGCAGUCGUUAAACAUGUCGCCCCUGCUGUUGCUCCAUUGGCUUAUGCUGCUCCAGUUGCUUCAUACGCUGCCCACUCUCCAGUUUACAACCAAUACGCAGCUGCUUACCCAGCACAUGUUAACUCUCCAGUCUGGCACUAAGAAUUUCCAUCGCUGCGCUCUCUAACUGCAUGUGAUUCAAUCCUUAUGGCUGCCAUUUAAAAAAGAAGAUUUUGAUGUUUUCUCGAACGAAAUGUUUGAAUGAAUAAGCACUAUCUACAUCAUUGUUAGGCCUCAUGCUCAUUAUUUAUUAUUAAAGUUUUGACUUCUAUUCUAAAGAAGAAAAUAUUUAAUUUGUACGAAAGCAGCUUUGCGCAGUUGCGAUGAUGGCAAACUUCCUCCAUUCUUUCUUGUGUUCAUCCAUUAUUGUCUCCAUCUUUUCAAAUUCAUUCUGACUUAUUUAUUAAUUUAUGUUUCCUUCAUUUCGGACAUACAACAGAAACAUAUGAAUCGACAUAUAAAUAGCAGCAAUAAGCCUUGUAUAAUUGUAAAUAAAUAAAAUCUCAAAAUGUGAACGAAUAAAAAUACUUCAAUAGAA
Molecule: messenger RNA, 1035 nt
Organism: Clunio marinus
Lineage: Eukaryota; Metazoa; Arthropoda; Insecta; Diptera; Chironomidae
Source: the annotation of a GenBank genome assembly